AGAUUCAUUCACAGGAUUAAAAACACACACACUCUCUCUCUCUCUCUCUCCCCUUUCUCUUGCUCUAUAUAACAAGAAGCCAAGGCCAAGUGCAUCAGCACUCUGCUCCCUCCUCCACAACAACCGCUUCUUCCUCAACCCUAUUCAUCCCGAAAGAGAAAGCUUUUAGAAUUGUUCAUCGUGUUCAGGAAUCAAGAACAAAGGCGCUGAUUGAUCAAAUGGCGCGAGAAUUGGACAAGUCCCUCUUGAAUCACCACAAAGAGAAGCACUUCACCGCUGGUGAAAUUGUGCGCGACGUAAUUAUCGGUGUUUCUGAUGGCCUCACUGUCCCAUUUGCCCUGGCGGCCGGACUCUCCGGCGCCAACGCUUCCUCCACCGUCAUUCUCACCGCCGGUGUUGCUGAGGUCGCUGCCGGCGCCAUCUCCAUGGGCCUUGGAGGUUAUUUGGCUGCAAAAAGUGAGGCGGAUCAUUAUAUGAGAGAGCUCAAAAGAGAACAGGAGGAGAUCAUCGCUGUCCCUGAUACAGAAGCUGCUGAGGUUGCAGAAAUACUGUCAGAAUAUGGGAUCCAGCCUCAUGAAUACACACCAGUAGUGAAUGCUCUGAGGAAGAAUCCAAAAGCAUGGCUUGAUUUUAUGAUGAAGUUUGAACUGGGAUUGGAGAAGCCGGAUCCAAAGAGAGCGCUUCAAAGUGCACUGACCAUAGCCAUUGCUUACAUAGUAGGUGGGUUGGUGCCCCUUUUCCCUUAUAUUUUCAUCCCAACCGCAAAAAAAGCCGUGGUUGCCUCUGUCGUGCUGACGCUUAUGGCUCUGCUGAUCUUUGGCUAUGCCAAAGGCCACUUCACUGGAAACAAACCAUUUAGGAGUGCUCUCCAAACAGCUUUCAUCGGCGCUGUUGCAUCUGCUGCUGCUUUUGGCAUGGCCAAGGCUGUACAGGGAUGAACGCUUCUACCUUAGCCGAGGAUGGUUCGGUUUGAUCAGGCUAAUUUUCAGUGUAGAGAUAGGGGGGGUCUCAAUUUCUUUGAUUACUGUUGAUGUUUAGCCCUUUCUUGAGUUGUACGUGUGGAUGUCUUUUCGUCUCUCUUGUUGUAUUUCUAGUUAGUAUUCAAUGGUAGGCAUCGACAUUAAUCGUAACCAGCUCUAAUCAUUCACAUCUUUAAACCUAUGAGAUGGAUUUGUCAUUUGUCUUCUCA
This is a messenger RNA of Sesamum indicum (sesame), 1189 nucleotides long. RefSeq names its product vacuolar iron transporter 1 (gene VIT1). Gene Ontology annotation, molecular function: manganese ion transmembrane transporter activity. Gene Ontology annotation, biological process: intracellular manganese ion homeostasis. The record is from RefSeq and is a predicted model, not a curated record. NCBI's taxonomy places the organism in Eukaryota, Viridiplantae, Streptophyta, Magnoliopsida, Lamiales, Pedaliaceae.